AUGGAGUCUCUGUCGCCGUCCCUCCUCCCUCUGUAUCCGUCUCUCAAAUUCACGUCCCCUCGCAGACCCUCCUCGAUCUCGACGUCCGCGCCUGCGCUGCUCUCUUCUCCGACGCUCGCGUCCGCCACGUCCCCGCGAAGAAAAGCUAUCACGCAAGCGCCGCGGGAACGCUCUGCAAGACCCUCCAGGAGGAAGACGCCGUCUCCUCCUCCGCCUCCGACUGUCUUAACGGCGGACGCCGCGGAAGCUCCUCCUCCCGUCGCGGCUAAGAAGUCUCCUUUAGAGUGCUUAUUUGUCUCUUUUUUUUCUUGCUAUGUCCUAAUACCAAUCGGAUUUGGCACAGAGGAAAUGGAAGCUGUGGUGCUAAUUGAUGUGCUUCGUCGAGCUGGCGCAAAUGUGACAGUGGCUUCUGUGGAGCCACAGCUCCAGAUUGAAGCCUCUGGUGGUGUUAAACUUGUCGCUGAUGUCUCAAUUUCAGACUGCUGUGAUGAAGUUUAUGAUCUAGUGGCUUUGGCGGGAGGAAUGCCUGGUUCAUCAUGGCUAAGGGAUUGCGAAAUCCUUCAAAAAAUCAUGAGCAAACAUGCUGAGGGAAAGAGUUUAUAUGGAGCUAUAUGUGCUACUCCUGCUGUCAUACUUCUCCCCUGGGGACUUCUGAAAAGAAAGCAGACUACUUGUCACCCUGCAUUCUUUGACAAGCUCCCCACUUUCUGGGCCGUUAAAUCAAAUAUUCAAGUUUCAGGAGAGCUUACAACUAGCCGUGGUCCUGGAACUACAUUCCUUUUUGCUCUGUCCUUAGUGGAGCAGCUCUUUGGUGAGUCUGUCGCUGCGGAAAUUGGACAAUCCUCGCUGAUGCACAAUGCCGAUGAUAAUCCUAAAAACAUAGAGUUCAACAAAGCUGAGUGGGUUGUGGACCAUACUCCUCGCGUCCUAAUUCCAAUUGCAAAUGGUUGUGAGAACAUUGAAGUGGUAACUAUAGUGGACAUUCUACGACGAGCCAAAGUAGAUGUGGUGGUUGCUUCAGUUGAAAGACAUUUGCAGAUUUUGGCAUUGCAAGGCACAAAAAUUGUUGCCGACAAGUUAAUUGGUGAAGCUGCAGAAACAAGCUAUGACUUGAUCAUUCUUCCAGUGAGAUUUUCUUCUGGUGUUUUGCUCUUAGAAGUAUCAUGUUUUUCGGUUGUGUAAGAGUUACUCUUACAAGAGUUCUAUGACUAAUAACCUCGAAAGUAAAUCAAGACAACAAACUUUU
Messenger RNA from Syzygium oleosum, 1246 nucleotides. RefSeq names its product protein DJ-1 homolog C-like. Gene Ontology annotation, cellular component: cytosol; nucleus. Gene Ontology annotation, biological process: protein deglycation, glyoxal removal; guanine deglycation, glyoxal removal. NCBI's taxonomy places the organism in Eukaryota, Viridiplantae, Streptophyta, Magnoliopsida, Myrtales, Myrtaceae. The record is from RefSeq and is a predicted model, not a curated record. The transcript is spliced from 6 exons. Gene Ontology annotation, molecular function: protein deglycase activity. Bases 1 to 1182 code for a protein of 393 amino acids.